AUGCAUAAUCAAGUCAUUAAUAAAUUAACUACACAUUUUAUUGAUUCACCAAAGUUGGAUAAAAAUAAUAGCAUAGAUACAGAAGGUGAGCAUCAAACUAAUUCUUAUUGGGUUUUAGAUUUAUAUUGUCUGCUAUAUAGAGAAAAUCAUAUGAGUUUAUAUAGUAAGUGGUGGCUAAAUAAUCGAAAUAAAAAUACAUAUUAUUUAUAUUGCACUAAUUUAAGAGAGCCAGGAAUUCCACUUGAUGAUAUACUAAAAGCAUAUUCAGGUAAUUCAAAACAGAUUCAGGAGUUAAAAACUCAAUGCUUCACAAUAUCCAUUCCUUGGAAUAAUGCUCUUAUUUUACUAGAUAAAAGCAUAGUCCUGGAAGCAUAG
Dentiscutata erythropus is the source of this 375-nucleotide messenger RNA. The record is from the annotation of a GenBank genome assembly. Lineage: Eukaryota; Fungi; Glomeromycota; Glomeromycetes; Diversisporales; Gigasporaceae.